Messenger RNA from Macrobrachium nipponense, 2538 nucleotides. Its product is annotated as ABC transporter F family member 4-like. Gene Ontology annotation, molecular function: protein binding. The transcript is spliced from 10 exons. The record is from RefSeq and is a predicted model, not a curated record. The coding region runs from base 1 to 1719 and encodes 572 amino acids. NCBI's taxonomy places the organism in Eukaryota, Metazoa, Arthropoda, Malacostraca, Decapoda, Palaemonidae.
AUGCCAGAGACAACAUUGCAGUCAAAAAAGCUGAAGAUGAAUAUCGCCAAAAUGGGUUACGAAGAUGAACCCAUAGAAGAUUAUACCUGGUGUGUAGAGGUUCAGGAAGAACUUAGAAAUGGGUAUGAUGGUUUCUUGAAAAGUGAGGAGGUUGAUGUAAAGGAAGAGUUAAUGGAACCGAUGCAGGAGCCAACCGAUAAAGAAGAUAGACCAGAAGAAAAUAGAAGUUCCCAUUUUCAGUCGCAUUCUGCAGAUUCACAGUCAGAGGAGGAUUUGCAGCAGAAGCACAUUAUAGAGGUUCAGGAAGAACUUAGAAAUGGGUAUGAUGGUUUCUUGAAAAGUGAGGAGGUUGAUGUAAAGGAAGAGUUAAUGGAACCGAUGCAGGAGCCAACCGAUAAAGAUAGACGACCAGAAGAAAAUAGAAGUUCCCAUUUUCAGUCGCAUUCUGCAGAUUCACAGUCAGAGGAGGAUUUGCAGCAGAAGCACAUUAUAGAGGUUCAGGAAGAACUUGGAAAUGGGUAUGAUGGUUUCUUGAAAAGUGAGGAGGUUGAUGUAAAGGAAGAGUUAAUGGAACCGAUGCAGGAGCCAACCGAUAAAGAAGAUGGACCAGAAGAAAAUAGAAGGUCCUAUUUUCAGUCGCAUUCUGCAGAUUCACAGUCAGAGGAGGAUUUGCAGCAGAAGCACAUUAUAGAGGUUAAGGCAGAACUUGGAAAUCAUUGCAAUGGUAUCAUGAAAAGUGAAGAAAUUGAUAUAAAGGAAGAGUUAAUGGAGCCAAUGCAGGAACCGUUAAAUAAAGAAGAUAGACAAGCCGAAAAGAGAAUAGCCCAUAUUUCACCACAUCCUCUAGAUUCACAGGCAAAGAGGGAUUGGCUUCAGAGGCACAUUAUAGGUCCACUGACAAGGAGUGUUUUUAUUCAUGCUAACGCUGAACCACCUGAAUUCAGACGUGAAUCUACUGAACCAAAACAAAAACCUCUUGAAGAGAGACAAGGUGAGAAGCGGCAAGUAUCCAGUCAGCAAGGACCCCCAGAUUCCAAGAAAUGUCGUCCUGAAAACAACCAUGAUUUGAGUUUAACUAAAGAUAAGGAGAUCUUGAAAGAUAAGGAGAUCUUGAAUAUGGAACCUAUGACUUCAAAUGGUUUUGCUUAUAUAUGGCUUGGAGUUCGUGGUAGUUAUGGCGUCGUGCGUGGUCGCGUAUUCUAUGAAGUUACAGUAGAGGAUCACUUGGCAGUUCCUCACCUUGACGGGGAACAAUAUCCCCAUGUUGUACGAUGUGGGUGGUCAACUGAUUAUGCUGGAACGCUUGGAGAGGUGCCCCUCAGCUAUGGUUAUGAUGGAAGAGCAAAGGCAUUCACAAACCAGAAACACAAAGAUUAUGGAAAACCUUUUGGGAAAGGUGAUAUUGUCUGCUGCUAUUUGAACAUGGAUUCUGACCCCAUCUCUUUGUCAUUCAGUUUGAAUGGGAAGGCUUUGGGGAAGUGCUUCACAUUGACUCGUCGUAAACUAAAGGGAAUGGCUUUAUUUCCAGACAUCUUGACCAAGAAUUGUACUUUCAAGAACCAUCCUGAUGCCCCACAUUCAUCAGACAGCUGUGAUUCUUCAGAUGCAGGCAAGAAGGUGCUCCUCAUCACCUUGGACGAGGGUGAUGACCCCCCCGCCCCCCCCCCCAUCUCAACAGAUGUCUUCUCAGACAACAUUACGUGGCAACAGCAGUUUUAAUAAUCAUAAAGUUUUAGUGUAAGCUGAAAAUGUCACAUAACUCAUUAUCAUUCAUCUUCUGCAUAUGUACAUAUCCAUGUCAAGAUUUAUUUAAUGUGCACUUUGUUUAUUUAUGGUAAAGAUGUUAUACUGAAGUAAAUGGUUGAAUCCAGUGAUUAUUUAAAACUUGUAAAUUUCUAUGCUAUGUUUUCUAUACUAAUUUUUUAACCAUAAAUAAUUUUUAGGUAUUUUGUAUAUGCAUAAUUCUUAAUGAAGUUAUGAGCAAAUUUGUUGUUCAGUGUAUUUUCACUUUUCUUUGAAUUUACAGCUUUGUUAUUUUCUAUUCAAAGAUUAAGAACCCUUAAUUCAAUAGACUGUUUUUGGGGUGAUACAUCAGAAAGUCUUUUUGAAGAAUAUUAAAGGCCAUAAUAAAUCAUGAAAGAUAUUCUAACUUACUUUGAAAUAAGUAGAGCAUUUCAAAUGACAAGGGAUCACAUAGCCUAAAGUUAAUUGAAAUGUAUUAACCUAAUCAUAGCUUAAGUUCUAUACUGUGACACCCAGGUCAUUUCACUCAUUCAGAAUGACAUUUAAGACGUUACAUUGCGUUGUGUACAUUAAUGAGUAAUAUAAAUGAUAUUAACCCUUAAACGCCGACUGGACGUAUUUUACGUCGACAUACAAAAGUUUUUUUUAAAAUUAGCGGAAAAAUACGUAUAGGCUUACCACCCGAAAACUUUUGAAUCACGCGCCUUGGGGGAUGCUGGGAGUUCACGGAUCAAGGUGUUGUUUUGUUUACAAUCGUUACGCAGGCGCGCAAGCGCGAAUUUCUUUCUUGCCCCA